AUGAUUCAGAAUGGCAGGGCUCAGAAAACCAGUCCUGGACAGCACAAGCACUGUGAGAAAUGUUUCAACCGGCAAUGCCAAGUCCCAGUCGAGCUCACCAUCUCUUGCCUAGUGAUCAACUGCCAUUCACGCUGUGGGGCUGCCUUUCAUAUGUGUAAACAGGAAGAACACCAACUCUUAUGUCCCCUAGAGCAGGUCUCAUGCCUCAACUCAGUUUAUGGCUGCCCUUUCUCCAUGGCCCGUUUUAAGCUGGCAAAGCACCUUCAGGUCUGUCCAGCCAGUGUUGUCCACUGCUCUAUGGAAUGGAAUCGCUGGCCAAAUGUAGACUCAGAAACCAUUCUACAUAAGAACAUUAUGAAGGAGCCACAUAAUGAUCAGUAUCUAGAUACAGCCCUAGCCCUCAGAGAUCAGAAGAUUCUUUUUAGAACUCUGAAAAUGGUUGAGCUAUUUCCAGAAUGGAGAGAAAAUGAUAACACAGAAGAGCCAAUAGCAGGUUUGGAAGAAGGAGCCAUUGGAGGAAUAGCAUGUGAUUCUAUAGAAGCUGAUGGCCAAGUUGCUGAGCUUACCCAACAGGAGCGUGAGGAUUUGGCAAAGGAUAAGAAGGGGAUGGAUCUAGUAAGUUACAAAGCCUGGGAGAACAUGUUUAGCAAAGAGCUUUCAGCAUUGAAGGCAACAGAUGUUUCAGCAAACUCGGAAAAAAAGGAAGGAGAUUGCUACAAGAAAACAGGACAGAUUCUUUGUGAUGGCAACCCCAAAGAGAAGACAAAGGAAGCAGCUAUUGUGGAAGAGCCAAAAGAAAACAAAAAUAAUCAAGUGAUUACAGGUGCAGAAAAGACAGGUCUGGCUCCUUGGCAAGAUGGGAUCCUGGAGAGGUUGAAAAAAGAAGUUAACGUAGGGGAUUAUAACAUGUACCUGGUGCAUCAUGGGAGAAUGCUCAUCCAUUUUGGUCAGCUAGCUGCUUGUACACCAAGAGAGAAAGACUUUGUGUAUGGGAAUUUGGAGGCUCAUGAGGUGAAGACUGUGUGCACCUUCAGAGUGCCAGUUAGCUAUCAUGGCAAAAGAGCACAACUUCGAGAUUCCUUGGCAUACAAGACAGCAAUGAUGGACAAGUCAGUGGAUACUUCAGAUUUGCAAAUAAGCCUUGAGGAAUUUCCUAAAUCAGAUACAGCCAGAAGUACACUAUUGUGUGCAUUGGAAAAGGAACUGAAAGGUCAUGAGAUCUCAGAAGCAAAGAAUAUUGAUGGACUGUUCAUGGAUUUUGGGACACAGACAUACAGCUUUCAGGUGGAACCCUUCUCCUCUAGAGCUGUUCUAGCGGAUGUUCUGGAUAUAAAAAGCCCACCAGAACUCCAUGUAGAGCUUCAUACUGAGUGUGUGACUAGAAGACAUAACAAAAGCUGCUCAGCCUUCACAUUCACUUGCAAUCACUUCUUCAGGAGGGAUGAGUUUCCUUCACAUUUCAAGAAUGUUCAUGCUGAUAUCCAGUCCUCUCUAAAUGGAUGGUUCCAACAUCGUUGUCCACUUGCCUACUUGGGAUGUACUUUUGUUCAAAACCGCUUCUACCCUGCUAGUCAUAAAGCAAAGAUUAUCUACAGCCAGCAUCUUGAUACAUUUGCUAUUAAACCAGAAGUUGAUCCUGUGCUCUCUGAAAUACAGAAAUGCAAUUUUACAACAAGUAAUCAAGGAAAAGGUAAAGAAUCCCUGAGCAGCCUUCCAUUGGAACUUUUACAGUAUAUUGCUGGGUUCUUGGACAGCUUCAGCUUGUCUCAGCUGUCCCAAGUGUCUGUACUGAUGAGGGAUAUCUGUGCCACUCUACUUCAAGAGAGAGGGAUGGUCCUCCUGCUGUGGGAGAAAAAAAGAUAUUCCCAUGGAGGUACUUCAUGGAGAGCUCGCAAAAAGAUCUGGCAGUUUAGCAGCCUGUUCUCCCCUGUUAACAACUGGCAGUUCGGUGAUGUUCCCUCCAUGUCUGAACACCUGAAGAUCUGUCCGUUCUACGAUGUGGAGCACAAGAAGGAUCCAUUCUUGCUUGCCAGCAUGUGUGGACCCCGAAAGCGGGCUCAAGAUAGCUUGGUCUCAACCUUCAGGCAUGGAUCCUGAAUACAUCCCCCCAGCUUCCUCCCCCAGGUCUCUCAAAGGAGUACUGGGAUCUGGGUUGUAGAGAUUAUUAUGUGGGCACCCCAUAAGAAAAUUCCCUUUGGAAACACAAAAUCAACCUUUUGCUGUUCUGUUUGGAAUAUGUUGCAUCAUUUUCCUUCAGUAUUUUAGCAAUACUAAAAAAAAAAAAAAUCAGUACUUCAUUCAGCUGAUUGCUGAUAUCACAGGCUUUCUGUUUAUUUUUUGUGUUUCAUGCCUGCUCAUAAAUAGAGCCACCUGGAAAAAGCAAUGAUAAGAGUACUGGUUUAUAACAGGCAACCUGGCAAUCUGGAAAUCAGGGAAAAGCUACUGUCACCAUACUUUUUCCCUGAGGGAGGAAAGAGCCGCUAGAGUACCUAGUUUGGAUGAAUCUUAUCCCUCUCAGUAAGCAGAAUCAUCGACGACUACUAGCACACAGAGAAAUUCCUAGAGUGUGCAUUUGCUAGAUUACUUGAAAACUGACAGAUGUGGAGAUAGCAAGGGUACUGGUGUGCAUAGGCAUAGGAGAACAAGCCCCAAAUUGGUGGAUGAGUUACAGCUAUAUAGAUCGGUUUCAGAGGAACAGCCGUGUUAGUCUGUAUUCGCAAAAAGAAAAGGA
Messenger RNA from Caretta caretta (loggerhead turtle), 2731 nucleotides. It is a transcript of the gene FBXO40, whose product is annotated as F-box protein 40. Lineage: Eukaryota; Metazoa; Chordata; Testudines; Cheloniidae. Gene Ontology annotation, cellular component: cytoplasm. Gene Ontology annotation, molecular function: zinc ion binding; ubiquitin protein ligase activity; protein binding. The record is from RefSeq and is a predicted model, not a curated record.